UUUCUCUCUCUCUGGUGUUUCAUUUUUAAAUUUUAUUUACGAAAUUACAUUAUUGACCUCCAAAGUUGCAUAUAAGCACCCAUUCCCACCCUUCUUCUCCAUAACCAAAAGACGAACUCAUCAUCUCUACGUUGCAGAAUCACGUUAUCCUGAUUUUCCCACCUUUCUGCUUGAAAAAUUAACCAGAAUGGCUAUCAAAGUGAAAGAAAGCCUUGGAGUGAGAAAGGGAAGCAAUAUUGGAAAGGCUACUGCCGAUGAUAAAGAGAUGCAUUACAGGGGAGUAAGGAAGAGACCGUGGGGCCGCUACGCCGCAGAAAUCCGAGACCCCGGCAAGAAGAGCCGGGUCUGGCUCGGCACCUUCGACACGGCCGAAGAAGCAGCGCGUGCCUACGACGCUGCGGCCAGAGAAUUCCGCGGUUCCAAGGCCAAGACCAACUUCCCAUCGCCGAAUGAUUGCUCUCCCACCGACCGGAGCCCCAGCCAGAGCAGCACCGUUGAGUCGACGAGUCCAAAAGCCGAGGCGCGUGGCGUCUCGCGCCUGCAAGAGAUGGGCGGUGGCAGUGGUUUUCUGGGUCGACCUGUUGCGGCUCCGUUCCCAUUUCUUAAUCAGCGGGCGUAUGUUGGGGGAGUGGUAGGUAGUUUCCCACACGUGAGUCCGGUUUUGUUUGUGGACGCGCUCGGUCGGCCUGAGUUUGUGACCCAGACGUACCCCAUCCGGUUCGAUCCAUCGGCGGUUGAUUUCAAUUUAGGGAUGGGAAGUGGGGUCCAGAGCGAGUCAGACUCAUCGUCGGUCGUCGACUGCAAGCCGAGAGCGAGAAAAGAACUCAAUCUUGAUCUUAAUCUUGCACCUCCGGUGGACGCUUAAUUUCCCAUAAGUUUUGUAAUAAUCACAAGCAAAGCUCUUUUGUUUUUUCUUCUUAAUUAUAGAACACCUCCCUCCUCCAAUGUAAUUAAGGGACCGAUGAUAUUAACUUGAGUAUCUAUGAAUUACAGAUUUAAUGGUA
Molecule: messenger RNA, 1004 nt
Organism: Juglans microcarpa x Juglans regia
Lineage: Eukaryota; Viridiplantae; Streptophyta; Magnoliopsida; Fagales; Juglandaceae
Product: ethylene-responsive transcription factor 4-like
Exons: 1
Coding region: 188-865 (225 amino acids)
Biological process (GO): regulation of DNA-templated transcription
Molecular function (GO): DNA binding; DNA-binding transcription factor activity
Source: RefSeq, a predicted model, not a curated record